Dufourea novaeangliae is the source of this 1770-nucleotide messenger RNA. RefSeq names its product glutamine synthetase 2 cytoplasmic (gene Gs2). The transcript has 4 exons. The coding region runs from base 138 to 1247 and encodes 369 amino acids. Gene Ontology annotation, molecular function: glutamine synthetase activity. Gene Ontology annotation, cellular component: cytoplasm. The record is from RefSeq and is a predicted model, not a curated record. NCBI's taxonomy places the organism in Eukaryota, Metazoa, Arthropoda, Insecta, Hymenoptera, Halictidae.
GUGCUAUCAGCCGCUCAUUGCCUUUAUGAUCAGUGCCUUUUAACUCUCUGCCGAGGGAGCUGUGACAGGACACGAAUUCAACGUUUGUCCAGCCUCUACAACGAUCUUCGCUGGAUCAUCGAUAACACCGCGUCACGAUGUCGCGCACCAUGCUGAAGGAGUCGCCGAACGCGGCCUUAGACAAGACGUUGCUGAGCAGGUACCUGGAGCUGCCUCAGCCGGAGAACCAAAUUCAGGCGAAGUAUAUUUGGAUCGACGGCACCGGCGAAGGAUUGAGGAGCAAGACUAGGACGGUCGAUUUCGUACCGAAUCACCCGUCAGAGCUACCGAUCUGGACGUAUGACGGAAGUUCGACUUACCAAGCGGACGGCGCGAACAGCGACAUAUACCUUUGCCCGGUGGCAAUCUACAACGACCCCUUCCGUCCCGGCAAGAACAAGCUGGUGCUGUGCGACACCUAUCAUAGCGACAAGACACCGACCGCCUCGAACAAACGGUACAAGUGUAACGAGGCGAUGGAGGCGGUCAAGGAUCAGGAUCCUUGGUUCGGUAUCGAGCAGGAGUACACAUUCCUUGAUUUCGACGGCAGGCCGUUAGGCUGGCCAAAGAACGGCUACCCGGGCCCCCAGGGUCCUUAUUACUGCGGUGUGGGCGCCGACAAAGUGAUCGGUCGCGAGAUCGUUGAGGCCCAUUACAGGGCGUGCCUUUACGCGGGCGUGAAGAUCGCCGGCACGAACGCCGAGGUGAUGCCGUCCCAAUGGGAGUUCCAGGUCGGUCCGUGCAGCGGUAUAUCCGGCGGGGACGAUCUAUGGGUAGCCAGAUUCAUAUUGCACCGUGUCGCCGAAGAAUACGGCGUGAUUGUCACGCUGGACCCGAAACCGAUGGAGGGCUCGUGGAACGGGGCUGGGGCGCACACGAAUUUCUCGACGAAACCGAUGCGCGCGGAUAACGGGAUAGCGGAGAUCGAGAAGGCGAUCGACAAGCUUAGUAAGCAACACCUCAGGCACAUCCAGGCGUACGAUCCACGCGGGGGAAAGGACAACGAGCGUCGUUUGACCGGGAAAUGCGAGACGAGCAGUAUACACGAUUUUAGUGCCGGCGUGGCCAAUCGGAACGUGAGCAUCCGUAUUCCACGGGGAGUCGCCGAAGACAAGAAGGGAUACCUGGAGGACAGACGGCCGAGCAGCAAUUGCGACCCGUACGCGGUCUGCGACGCUCUGGUCCGUACCUGUGUUCUCAACGAGUAAAUCGAAAUGGGGAACUUCGUGUCUAGAUAAAAUAUAGGAGGUGACUAAUCGGCGUAGCGCAAUGGUGAUCGUAUAUACAGGGUGUCUCAGCUAAUUUCAUCACCUGGAAUAAUGACUUAACGGUAUACUUUAUGGAAAUUUGGAGGCGAGGAACUUAAAUGGCAUCAGGGGAAACAUCUUAUAGAGUACGUGCUUUUUCGCGGGUAGAGACAUUUCGGAGAUUUAUAGUAUCAAAUUCUGAGUACAAAUGUGUUGACAUUCAUACGUCCUAAGGUGACGAGAUAUUUGCAAAAUAAUCACUGUAUUGAAGUUGAAGGGCAUUAGUUCGAGCAUCUAUAGCUUCCACAGUCAGUACGUAUUAUAAAUUAUUUUGUAAAUACCUUGUUAACUAUUAGGUUUAGAACGUAUGAAGGUCAACACAUUUUUACUCGGAAUUUGAUACUCAAUCGAUCUAUGGGACAAAAAAUAAGUCAUUCUGUUAAAAAAAAUCAAGGUGACUUAAGAAAUCUCUGAAAUGCCUCCA